This is a messenger RNA of Aspergillus oryzae RIB40, 507 nucleotides long. RefSeq lists its product as uncharacterized. The transcript has 2 exons. Lineage: Eukaryota; Fungi; Ascomycota; Eurotiomycetes; Eurotiales; Aspergillaceae. Bases 1 to 507 code for a protein of 168 amino acids. The record is from RefSeq and is a predicted model, not a curated record.
AUGAAGCCCUUCACCAGUAUCGUUCUCUUGGCCGCCACGGUCACCGCCAGUCCUGUCCCAAAGAUCUUUAACCUAGUCAGCUCAAAUGCCUCCGAUGAAAGCCAGAACGGUCUCUACCUGUCAACACAACACGUCGACCCACUGAACAGCAAGGCUGUCUUUCGCGAUGCCGCCGACGCUGCCGAUUUCUACUUCCUAGAUGGGACCGUGCGCUACAAUGCGCCGAAUGGAGCUCCCUACGCCUUGGCUCUCGUCUCUGGCGACGAAGUCCAGAGCGAGGUGGAGGUUAGCGUGAGCCCUUCAUCCGGGGGCACAGGCUUCACUUUUACCAAUGAUAAUAUCCUGGCUAAUGAUAAUGAAAAUUGGGGUGGAUGGCUACCAAUGGGGACGACGUCCCGGAUAGCUGUGAUCCUAUUGAGCUUGGUGCUGUCUACAAGGCCUCGUCAUAGGGGCGGUCAUCAUAGCCAACGAAAUGGCAUUCGGCUGGCCCAGGACGUAUACUGCUAG